GACUCACAAAUCACAGCGGCAGAGGGAAGCGGCGGGGCUGAACCGUGGCUCGGAUCAAUGCGGGGGUGUCUAGCUUUUGACGCGCACGCCUCUCAGCGCGUGGAGAUUUCUACGGCCGGAGCGGGGUGAGAGCCGAACAUUUUAAUGGAAAGUGGGCGCGUUAUUAAGUAUACGGUGACAGACCUGUUGCGCAGGGGUCGAGCCGGGGAUGGAUUUAAGUAGACUCCUGCUUCUGCUGCUCUCCAUGGCUGCCUCCGAUAUCCCGGGUGUUCAGGCCAGACCAAUCGACUUUGUGUGCGACGGCCACGCCAGGAGGGACCUGAACACGGUGAAGGAGCUGGAGUCCGGCAUGGGAGAAUGCAGUGGUUCGGCUCUACUCCCCUUACCAAUCACCUUGCCCUGUAUGAAGACUCACAAAGCAUCGUGGGAUAGGAAAUCAGUGCAGCAGAAGAGGGGGGACAUUGUGGCUGCUCUGAGGGCUCUGGCGCAGGGUGUGCGGGAGGUGAGGUCACUGCUCCUGCCCGAGUGCCAGGCCUCCCUGCUGGAGAGACUGGAGCGCAGCGUCACCAACUACCUGCACAUCCUCACACACCUGGAGCUCACCGGUGAAGACGAUAGUUUGGUGGCAGCUUGCCCCGGCCACCCAACCAGGAACCUGGGCGACGUGUUCUGGAGCUUCAGCCGGCUGCUGACCGGCAAGCUGGAGUGGCUCGCGGCAGAGCUGAGCGCCGGGUGUCACGCGGAGGGGAAGACCUCCAACCUCUGACCUUCGACCUUCGACCUUCGACCUUGCAGGUGGAUUGCUGGGAAGCCGUGUUUCCGGCGGGGGCCUCCUGGUAUUACUGUCGGGCAACUCAAGCUGCUGAGAGUCUUGGACUGAUAUGCCGCCUCUGGCUUCGUCGCCGCAACCUGCCUUUUUAAAUGGGGGAAACUGCGCCCUCUGCUGGUCAUGAGUCAGAUGGACAGCAAAUCACUGCACCUUUUGGCAAUUCAUGGAGAACAGCUAUGAUGUGAGAGAUUUUGCCUUAAAUAUGAACCAAAAAAAGGGACUUGCUGACCUAAAACUCAUAUUUAUGCACAUGUUAAUAGUUCAGAUUAUUUUUUGAGCUUCAUUUAAAAAUGUAUGUGACCACAAUCGUGGUAAAAAGUGGUGAAAAAAAAAAAACUCAAAAGUCAAAAGACAAUUUGAAAAAAGAGGCUGAUCUCUUGUAAUGCACUGAAAUAAGGACAGUCCUGGAGGGCUGUCUGAGAUGGUGGUGACUGUGGACUCUUUGCUAAUUUAUUUUAUAUUUUUUCGUUGGGGGGGACGCUGGAUAGAAUUUCUAUAGGCCAAUCAGAACAGAUGGGAUGAGGGACGUUCAGCCUAUCAACAGCUUUUUUUUAAAAACCCUUUAAUGUAUAAGUUCACAAAUACAUGAUUAGAAUGCUCUUAACUGAAUAUUCCAAUGCUGAUGUAAUGCAGUGGGAGUUCUAGAACUAGUUCUAGUUCUCCCAAAAAUAGCCCUGCUCUUCAAAGGGUUCAAAUCCAGCCUCAGGGGGUAAAGUCCCAACGACUUCCUUGACAGAAGGUUCCCUGUAUUUCGAAUGCUCUUGGAGGAAACAUGUAUGUUCACUCCCGACUGAACAAUCAACAGCUAAACGGAUAAAACUAAUAGACAACAUGAUGUGAUGGUGCACUGGGGAUGGAUGGGCGGUUCAUGGUUUUUAGGAAGGGGGGUAAGGAAUUUUAGGAGGAAGUCUUAAUUGAGACGGAUUACCUGGAAUUGUCUGUCUGCAAUGCAAGCAGAACUGGAAGAGAACAGGAAUUAAUGUAGCAUGUGUUCGACAUGGUAUGCCUGUAUUUUUACUGUAUAUUGAAUCCUCUAUUGUAAUUGUUUUAUACUCUCAUUUUGAAAAAUGUUUAUAUUGAGGUAUAAAAAUAUUCUUUUAUAAAAGUUACACUGCUGACAAUAUAUGAAUGGCAUUAUUGUCCAUACAAUUGUAACUAUAUUGGUAUUUAUUGCACAUUAUAUAUUGAAGCAUUUAAAAUGUUAAUAUAGAAUUGUUAAGGCCUAAAUAGGUAUAUUUUCACUUAGAUGGUACAUGUUUGACAUCUGCUUUAUAGUUAGGCCAUCAGCUGAACUUUAUACUGUUUUAUAACAAUGUGCUUUAUUGGAAAUGUGCUACUGAAAGCAUCUACAGCGUGUUCAUGUUUUAAAAAAUUGAGAGGGAAACCUGGGACAACGAAUCUUUGGAUCAUUUCCGGAAAAACAAACGAAUGUUGCAUUCACACAGAUUUCUUUAUUCAAAGACAAUAAAAUGCAUUCAAGUGUAAUGCGUUUUCUCUUCGCGGUGCCUUGACAUGUAGGAAUUGAGAAUUUACCGGAGAUCCAGCCUCGGUUGUCAGGUUUUCGUUAUGGGAUUAAUUAUGAAUUGAUAUUCAUGUUUUCAUGUUAUUAAUGAAUCGAUAUUUUCCCUGCGAAACAAUAACAUUUGCUGCCAAUUAAAAAUAAUUACUUUGA
Anguilla anguilla (European eel) is the source of this 2501-nucleotide messenger RNA. It is a transcript of the gene thpo, whose product is annotated as thrombopoietin. Gene Ontology annotation, biological process: cell population proliferation. Bases 209 to 766 code for a protein of 185 amino acids. Gene Ontology annotation, molecular function: hormone activity; cytokine activity. Gene Ontology annotation, cellular component: extracellular region. The transcript has 5 exons. Lineage: Eukaryota; Metazoa; Chordata; Actinopteri; Anguilliformes; Anguillidae. The record is from RefSeq and is a predicted model, not a curated record.